Messenger RNA from Ochlerotatus camptorhynchus, 1931 nucleotides. RefSeq names its product Tubulin-binding cofactor E (gene Tbce). The transcript has 5 exons. The coding region runs from base 132 to 1682 and encodes 516 amino acids. The record is from RefSeq and is a predicted model, not a curated record. NCBI's taxonomy places the organism in Eukaryota, Metazoa, Arthropoda, Insecta, Diptera, Culicidae. Gene Ontology annotation, molecular function: protein binding.
CGUCGUCGUUGCAGUGUUCGCUCUUUUCUGGGAAGAAAACGCAGCAACUGUUCUGAAAAAUCUCAAAUUUCUGUCUUGCUUCAGUGUUCCAUCUUCUAGAAGUGUACCGUCGUUAGCAGUGAAACGGAACAAUGAUUCCACAAAGCCAUUUGGAAGUGGGCGUCCGGAUUAGAAUCGGACAACAUUACGGAACCAUUCGCUACAUUGGAGAGGUGGCCAACACCGACGGCGAAUGGAUCGGUGUCGAAUGGGAUGAUCCCCAGCGGGGCAAACAUUCCGGAACGGUAAACGGGGUUGAGUACUUCCAAACAAGAGCUGAGAAUGCAGGGUCGAUGAUUCGCCCGGAGAAGAUUCCCACUUUUUGGACCCUGCUGGAAGCGAUCCACGACAAGUACAUUGUGACGAAGGAUACACUCCUAUUGGAUGCAGAAAUGAUGAAGGAAGUGCAGAAGCAGCUACAUGCAUCGCUGUUCGAGGUUGUCGGAAUGGAGAAGGUUGGAGGCAAGCAGAGCAACUUGAAUCAUCUGGUGGAUGUUUCGGUGGCAUAUUCUCCGGUAAACUCCGCUGGAGAUUUAUCCUGUUUCAAAAGUCUGCAUGCGUUGGACAUUUCCGCGACAUUGCUUUGGAAUUGGAAAAUCGUUGGAGACAUUAUGGCACAGAUUCCGACCCUGGAGGAGAUCAAUUUGUCGAACAACCGUCUGGUCAGACCGACGGAUGAAGAAAUUAGUUCGCUUGUAACGAAAUUUCAUAACCUGAAGAAAUUGAUCCUAAAAAAAUGUGCCCUCGGCUCAUGGGCGGAAUUGGUUCGGCUAGCUCGAAUGUGGCCACUGCUUGAGAAUUUAUCGCUGGAAGAUAACAACAUUCGCUUGAUAACGGAAGAAAGCUACGAAUUUGCGCUGACACAGUUGCAUAGUUUGGAUCUUCAGAACAAUCAGAUAAACAGUAGGGAUUCGAUUCAUGCCCUAGGGUAUCUUCCAGCACUUCAAGAGUUAUCUCUCAAUGCAAAUGGAAUCGAGGAGAUCAGUUUCCCAGACUGUCCACACACGGAGAAGACCGCGCUAUUCCCAAAGUUGCAAAUACUUUACCUGAGAGAGAAUCCCAUUCUGGACCAGUGUGCUGCGUUUAAUGAGCUGGACAAGCUGGCCGCGUUGGAGCAUUUGACCAUGGAUCCGGACACGAGAGUGAGUUAUGAGGAAACGGUUGCACGUGUGGUUGGUUCGAUUGCCAGGUUGAAGAUGUUCAAUCGAUCCAGCAUUACAGAGAAGCUUCGCCGGGACUCGGAGUGUGACAUGUGGAAAAUGUAUGCCGUCCAGUGGGCCCACGUAAGAAAUGAUGCCCAGCAGCUGAAGGCGUUCUUCAAGUCGCACCGAAUGUACCCGCGGGUGAUGGACAGACUAGGCAGUCCGGAGCACAUCCUGCCGGACAACCGAAAGGUCUCCAAUAUGCUGAACCUGCAUCUGUUGAACGAACGUACCGGUGAAAUGCGCCAAAAGAAGGUACCCAAGAGGAUCAAUUUGCAAACGUUGGAAAACCUCAUUAUGAAAUUGUUUGGACCACCGGACCAGAAUCCGUUGCAGCUGUCGCUCCUGGAUCGCAAACGGGACGUUCGGAUUCCGCUGGACAACCACGGUAAGAGUUUGGAUUUCUACUCGGUCGAAGACCAGGACACGAUCGUAUUCUAAGUGUUGUGAAGUAGAGUAUUGUUUUAUUACUCCUACAUUCUUUCUGUGUUUAAUGGAUAUUGGAUACGAAAAUUUUGCAGUUGAAACUCGAACAUAAAAAAAAAAACAAUAUAAAACCGUAGAUUAAUGCUUUCUCGUCUCACUCGUUGCCUAAAUGGUUCAAAUUAUUUUGAAAGCUACCUAAUAUUUAUUAGUAAUUUAUUUGCGCACUAAAAAGCACACAAAACUUUGACAUUCAAAAUUUGGCAU